CGGCGCGGGAGAAGGGGCAGCGCCGCGCACCGCGCCAUGGGGGCCGCGCCGGGCCGUGCGGGGCCGGGGCAGCGGCCGCCGCGCCUGCCGCUGCUGACGCUGUUCCUCCUGCUGCGGCCGCCGCUGGUCGCGCUGGGAAUCGACCCUGUGCUGCUGCCCGGAAACUUUUCCGCGGACGAGGCCGGGGCGCAGCAAUUCGUGCAGAGCUUCAACUCGAGCGCCGAGCAGGUGCUAUUCCUGAGCACUAGCGCCAGCUGGGCUCACGACACCAACAUCAGCGACGAGAACGCGCGGCGCCAGGAGGAGGCGGCCCUGUUCAACCAGGAGUUUGCGGAGAUCUGGGGUCAGAAGGCCAAGGAGCUGUACGACCCAAUCUGGCAGAACUUCACUGAUCCGAUUCUGCGAAGGGUCAUCAGCGGUGUGCGCACUCUGGGCCCUGCCAACCUGCCCGUGGGGAAGCGGCAGCAGUACAACGCUCUGCUAAGCAACAUGAAUAGGAUCUAUUCCACUGCCAAGGUCUGCUUCCCCAACAAGACUGCCCUCUGCUGGUCCCUGGACCCAGAGCUCAUCCACAUCCUGGCCGUCUCGCGAAACUACGGGCUGCUGCUGUAUGCCUGGGAGGGCUGGCAUGAUGCCGCAGGCAUCCCGCUGAAACCCCUGUACCAGAACUUCACUGCCCUCAGCAAUGAGGCUUACAGGAAGGAUGGCUUCUCAGACACAGGGGCCUACUGGCGCUCCUGGUACGACUCACCCACCUUCGUGGAGGAUCUGGAACACAUCUAUCAUCAGUUAGAGCCCCUCUACCUGAACCUCCACGCCUAUGUCCGCCGCGCUCUGCACCGCCGAUAUGGAGACAGAUACAUCAACCUCAGGGGACCCAUCCCUGCUCACCUGCUGGGGGACAUGUGGGCCCAGAGCUGGGACAACAUCUAUGACAUGGUGGUGCCUUUCCCUGACAAGCCCAAUCUUGAUGUUACCAGUACUAUGGUGCAGAAGGGCUGGAAUGUCACGCACAUGUUCCGGGUGGCAGAGGAAUUCUUCACGUCCCUGGGGCUCUUGCCCAUGCCUCCUGAGUUUUGGGCAGAAUCCAUGCUGGAGAAACCAAAUGACGGGCGUGAGGUGGUGUGCCACGCCUCUGCCUGGGACUUCUACAACAGGAAAGACUUCAGGAUCAAGCAGUGCACACGGGUCACUAUGGACCAGCUGUCCACGGUGCACCAUGAGAUGGGCCAUGUGCAGUACUACCUGCAGUACAAGGAGCAGCCCGUUUCCCUGCGCCAAGGUGCCAACCCUGGCUUCCAUGAGGCCAUCGGGGACGUGCUGGCCCUCUCGGUCUCCACACCUGCACACCUGCACAAAAUCGGCCUACUGGACCAUGUCACCAAUGACAUGGAAAGCGACAUCAACUACCUGUUAAAGAUGGCACUGGAAAAAAUUGCUUUCCUGCCCUUUGGCUACUUGGUGGACCAGUGGCGUUGGGGGGUCUUUAGUGGGCGUACCCCAUCUUCCCGCUACAACUUUGACUGGUGGUAUCUUCGAAUCAAAUAUCAGGGGAUCUGUCCUCCAGUUGUCCGAAACGAAACCCACUUUGAUGCUGGUGCUAAGUUUCAUGUCCCACACGUGACACCGUACAUCAGGUACUUUGUGAGUUUUGUCCUACAGUUCCAGUUCCACCAAGCCCUGUGCAAGGAGGCAGGCCACCAGGGCCCGCUGCACCAGUGUGACAUCUUCCAGUCCACCCAGGCGGGGGCCAAGCUCCGGAAGGCACUGCAGGCAGGCUCCUCACGGAACUGGCAGGAGGUGUUGAAGGAUAUGAUUGGCUCAGAUGCCCUGGACGCUCAGCCACUGCUCAACUACUUCCAGCCCAUCAGCCAGUGGCUGCAGGAGCAGAACCGGAAGAACGGCGAGGUCCUGGGCUGGCCAGAAUAUCAGUGGCGGCCACCAAUGCCCAACAAUUACCCAGAGAGCAUUGGCCUGGUGACCGAUGAGGUUGAGGCCAGCAAGUUUCUGGAGGCCUAUGACCAGAAAUCCCAGGUGGUAUGGAACGAAUACGCUGAAGCCAACUGGAACUACAAUGUCAACAUCACCACAGAGACGAGCAAGAUCCUGGGAAGGAAUGGGGAGCUGCGGCUCCAGAGCUGGGCGUUUGGCUUGUGCCCUGGCCUGGCCUCCUCCUGGCUGAGCAACCCAGACACACCCCCAGCCUGCUCCUGGGGGAACAAUGAGCCCCACAGGACUGUUGAAAGCUGGCGCUUCCAUUCAACCCCUGCCCCAGAUCUGACGAGUCUGAUGGCCACCUCCCGGAAACACGACGAACUGCUGUGGGCCUGGAAGGGCUGGAGAGACAAGGCAGGGAGAGCCAUCCUCCCUUUCUUCCCCAAAUACGUGGAACUCACCAACAAGGCUGCCCGGCUCAACGGCUACAGAGACGCAGGGGACUCGUGGAGAUCUAUGUACGAGAUGCCAUCCCUGGAGCGCGACCUGGAGCAGCUCUUCCAGGAGCUGCAGCCGCUCUACCUGAACCUGCACGCCUACGUGCGCCGGGCCUUGCACCGCCACUACGGGCCAGCGCUCAUCAACCUGGAGGGCCCCAUCCCCGCUCAUCUGCUGGGGAACAUGUGGGCGCAGACCUGGUCCAACAUCUAUGACCUGGUGGUGCCCUUCCCUUCAGCUCCCAAGCUGGAUGCCACGGAAGCCAUGAUAAAGCAGGGCUGGACACCCAGAAGGAUGUUUGAGGAAGCAGACAAAUUCUUCACCUCCCUGGGGCUGCUUCCUGUGCCCCCCACGUUCUGGAACAGGUCGAUGCUGGAGAAGCCGACUGAUGGGCGGGAGGUAGUGUGCCAUGCCUCCGCCUGGGACUUCUACAACGGCAAGGACUUCAGGAUCAAGCAGUGCACCGCUGUGAACAUGGAGGACCUGGUGGUCGCCCACCACGAAAUGGGCCACAUACAGUAUUUCAUGCAGUACAAGGACUUGCCUGUGACCUUCCGGGAGGGUGCCAACCCUGGCUUUCAUGAGGCCAUUGGGGACGUGCUGGCCCUCUCGGUGUCUACUCCCAAGCACCUACACAGCAUCAACCUGCUGAGUAGCGAGGGCAGCGGCUACGAGCAAGACAUCAACUUUCUGAUGAAGAUGGCGCUCGAGAAGAUCGCCUUCAUCCCCUUCAGCUACCUUGUCGACCAGUGGCGCUGGAGGGUGUUUGAUGGAAGCAUCACCAAGGAGAACUACAACCAGGAGUGGUGGAGCCUCAGGCUGAAGUACCAGGGCCUCUGUCCUCCAUUGGCCAGGUCUCAAGGUGACUUUGACCCAGGGGCCAAGUUCCACAUUCCUUCAAGUGUGCCUUAUAUCAGGUACUUUGUCGGCUUCGUCAUCCAGUUCCAGUUCCACGAGGCUCUGUGUCAGGCGGCAGGCCACGAGGGCCCCCCGCACACGUGUGACAUCUACCAGUCACAGGCGGCAGGGAAGCGCCUGGCGGAUGCCCUGAAGCUGGGCUUCAGCAAGCCGUGGCCUGAAGCCAUGCAGCUGAUCACGGGCCAGCCCAACAUGUCCGCCUCAGCCAUGAUGAGCUACUUCAAGCCGCUGCUGGACUGGCUCCUCACUGAAAACGGGCGGCAUGGGGAGAAGCUGGGCUGGCCUCAGUACAACUGGACGCCAGACUCCGCUCGUUCGGAAGGCUCCUUCCUGGGCACUGGCCGUGCCAACUUCCUGGGCCUGGACCUAGAGGAGCAGCAGGCCCGCGUGGGCCAGUGGGUGCUGCUUUUCCUGGGCGUCACCCUGCUGGUGGCCACCUUGGUCCUCACGCAGCGGCUCUUCAGCCUCCGCCGUCACCACCUCCGCCAGCCCCACCAUGGGCCCCAGUUCGGCUCUGAGGUGGAGCUAAGACACUCCUGAGGCGACGGGACUGGGCCAGGCCAGGCCUCCCCACAGAGCAACCAGCAGCAGGACAGGCCGUGGAGUGGGCCAGACCACCACUCCCCUCGAGGCGCACCCCAGCCCGCCCUCCUCCUCCUACCGCCCCACCCCUCCCCACUCCACCCCAGACCACGAACCCCUGCAGCUCCUGCCCCCCAAUCCCAGGCCACCUAACAUGGAGUCCCUCCCAGUCUCUGUGAAUACAAUUAAAGGUCCUGCCGUCCCCCUCUGA
This is a messenger RNA of Manis javanica (Malayan pangolin), 4144 nucleotides long. NCBI's taxonomy places the organism in Eukaryota, Metazoa, Chordata, Mammalia, Pholidota, Manidae. The record is from RefSeq and is a predicted model, not a curated record.